Messenger RNA from Syngnathoides biaculeatus (alligator pipefish), 2452 nucleotides. It is a transcript of the gene coro1cb, whose product is annotated as coronin, actin binding protein, 1Cb. The transcript is spliced from 12 exons. Bases 496 to 1953 code for a protein of 485 amino acids. Gene Ontology annotation, molecular function: actin filament binding. Gene Ontology annotation, biological process: cell migration; actin filament organization. The record is from RefSeq and is a predicted model, not a curated record. NCBI's taxonomy places the organism in Eukaryota, Metazoa, Chordata, Actinopteri, Syngnathiformes, Syngnathidae.
GGGCUCCGCAACAUCCGUUAGCUCGCUCGUAGGCUGGGCUCGGCUGGGCUCGGCUGGGCUGGGCUGGGCUGGGAAAUAUCCGCACUUGCGUCAGCUGCCGGCUGUCCUGGUCUCGCUCACGAGAGCACACGAGAACGCUCAGCGUCUUACAUUGUGUGCGUUUCACCCCAUUUUUCUUUUAAAGCACCCCAAAUUCUACUCGCUUACUUUGUCGUUUAUGUUCACGCAGCCGCACAUUCGCCGUGAAAUGGCCGUUCCGUUGCACGCGGCUGCUCCGAACGAAGCAGCCCGCCGAGCAGCUGCCGGAAGGUCCGGUGGAGCUAAAGUGGCGCACCGCUGAGCUCCCAAACACAGGGUGGCCCCCCCCCCCCCUCCAUCACAUUUUAACCGUCUUAUAGUCAUUUUAAAACACUUUAUAAUUGGGUUUAAAAGAACAGACAACAUCUGGAGCGUAUUAAGCGAGCACCCACCCGAGCCGACCCUCUUCAAUGAGACAUGUUACGGCGAGUUGUGCGACAGAGCAAGUUCCGCCACGUCUUCGGCCAGGCGGUGAGGAACGACCAGUGCUACGACGACAUCCGCGUCUCCCGGGUCACGUGGGACAGCUCCUUCUGCGCCGUCAACCCCAAGUUCGUCGCCAUCAUCAUCGAGGCCAGCGGGGGCGGAGCCUUCCUGGUCCUGCCUUUGCACAAGACUGGCCGCAUCGACAAGGUGUUCCCGACGGUGUGCGGUCACACGGGUCCCGUCCUGGACAUCGACUGGUGUCCUCACAACGACCUCGUCAUAGCCAGCGGCUCUGAGGACUGCACCGUUAUGGUUUGGCAGAUCCCAGAGAACGGCCUGGAGUCUCCCCUCUCGGAGGCGGUGGUGGUUCUAGAGGGCCACUCCAAGCGGGUGGGCAUCGUGUCCUGGCACCCCACCGCUCGCAACGUUCUCCUCAGCGCCGGGUGCGACAACCAGGUGAUCAUCUGGAACGUGGGCACGGGCGAGGCGAUGAUCAACCUGGACGACAUGCAUCCCGACGUCAUCUUCAGCGUGAGCUGGAGCCGCAACGGCGGCCUCCUGUGCACCGCCUGCAAGGACAAAAAGGUCCGCGUGGUGGACCCCCGCAAAAAGAAGAUCGUGGCGGAGAAGGACAAAGCCCACGAGGGAGCUCGGCCCAUGAGAGCCAUCUUCCUGGCGGACGGCAAGAUCUUCACCACGGGAUUCAGCCGCAUGAGCGAGCGCCAGCUCGCGCUCUGGAAAACCGACAACAUGGAGGAGCCCAUCUGCGUUCAAGAGAUGGACUCCAGCAACGGAGUCCUGCUCCCUUUCUUCGACCCCGACACCAACAUCGUGUACCUGUGCGGAAAGGGCGACAGCAGCAUUCGGUACUUUGAGAUCACGGACGAGGCGCCGUACGUGCACUACCUCAACACCUUCUCCACCAAGGAGCCGCAGAGGGGCAUGGGCUACAUGCCCAAACGCGGACUCGACGUCAACAAAUGUGAAAUUGCCAGGUUCUACAAAUUACAGGAGAGAAAAUGCGAGCCAAUCAUCAUGACAGUCCCCCGAAAGUCGGACCUGUUCCAGGACGACCUGUACCCGGACACGGCCGGACCCGACCCGGCCCUGGAGGCGGAGGAGUGGUUCGCCGGCAAGAACGGCGGCCCGGUCCUCAUCUCGCUCAAGGACGGCUACGUGCCCACCAAGAGCCGAGAGCUCAAAGUGGUCAAAGCCAACGUCCUGGAGGGCAAAGUCGCCACCAAGGCCGCCGAAAACGCCUCCAACGUCCACAAGAACCUUUCGUCUCACGCUCCCGCGCAGCCGGCCACGCAAAAGAUGGAGGAUAAGCUGGAAGAGGUGCUGCGGGAGUUCAAGUCCCUGCGAGACCGCGUCAUCCUGCAGGACCGGCGCAUCGCCAGACUGGAAGAGCAGAUCGCCAAGGUUGCCAUAUGUCAGGUCUCAGCAUGAACUGGUUUUUGGUUUGGUGGCUGUCAAGCUGUCUUUCAGUUUGGGUCUCUGCUGGUUUGGUAGGACCCACCACUGUAGAAAUGCAGACCCGGCCGUCUCCCGACUUUGAGGACUCUGCCGAAGGGAGUCCAGGUGUGGCAGGUACUGCUGGAUUAUAUUAUGGCCAGACUAUCCCUGGAACUGAACCUGCUGAACAUCAGCAGUCUUCUAGCUCUUCUCCUGACAUGGUUGCUAAAAUUACUGCUAGCCCAGUCUCAAUUCAAAGUCCCAGUAGUCCUCCGGGUUUUGGAACUGGAAGGACAUCUUUCCCUGACAGUUCCGAUCCUACCUUCAUACCAGAGCUUCUUUCUCACUCUUCACCUAUGAGCUCCAUACCACCACAGUCUCCUGAGCCCUCAAAGUCCAAUAUCCAGUCUACGCUAGUCCCAGCCCGAAGUCAAAAGGCACACACAAAAACAUCUACUAGUAACUCUGAUCUUUCCAGUCCGAUCUCAACACC